AGAGUGCGGUCGGGGUCGGGGUCGGGAGUGUGAGCUCCAGUGCACUUUGCUGCUGUGGCUCUGUAACCCUUCUUUCACCGCAAGAUUUCUCUUUCAAGAAAAACCCCAUUCAGCAGCACCUCUCAAUUUCUUGUUCGAUCGGAAUACCUUCAGGUUUUUAUUCAUUCCACCUAAGAUUGGCCGAUUUCGUUUGCUUUUGUAUGCGAUUCCUUGUCGUACCCCCGAUUCGUAUUUUGAGAUCGAUCUUAUUGCCCCAUCUCGCGUGUUCCAAUACCUUGAUCAAGUCGGAGAUGGAGUCAAAGAUCAGGAGAUUAAGAAAGAAUCAAGAAAAAGAAGGCGACGGAGACGACCUUGAUGGACUUAGUUAUCUACCAGACAGCAUUCUGAUUCAUAUACUCUCUUUUCUCGACACAAAAUCCGUGGUUAGAAUUUCAGUCCUCUCGAAGCGCUACAAGCAUCUAUGGACUUCGAUGCAGUGCCUGGAUUUCAAGUUACCUGAAGUUUACACAGACACUGUGCGGUUCUAUGAUGGCUAUGAUAUUUCCCGAAGCACCAAUUCCAGUGUAGAUUCUUUCGAGUCAUAUGUGAACCAUGUUUUGAAACGCCGGGAGCAUAGCAAUCUGAUUUCUUUUACGCUUUCUUUACACAAGAGCGUGAAUUUGGGAUUCUUCAAGGAUUCCAUUGAAUACGCUGCACGACACAAGGUGCAGCAUCUCAGAAUCCGAGGUUAUGUCAAACAAAAGCCUGCUCCAUUGCCCAAGUUAUUACUUUCUUCCUCAUCCUUAAUUACUCUACAUCUGCAUAAUGCUACUAGUUAUUGUAUGCAACUUCCAAAGUCGGCUGCUUUGCCUAGUUUAAAGCUCUUGUGCCUGAAAAAAUUUGUCUUCUUUGAUGAGAAUUUCAAUGGUGAGGUGUUCUCGGGGUGUCCAAAUCUGGAAACUUUGGUUCUGAGCAAGUGCUGCAUUAGGCCAGGGAAUAAACUGAAAGUUUUGGAUGUGAAUUGCUUGAACCUUAAGAAUUUAGAGAUACGGAAUUGGAGGAGUCCCUGGAGAUACUUCAAUGACCAAAUGAUCAAUGUGAAUGCACCUAAACUCAAUUUCUUUAAACUUCAGGGGCAUCUUGCCAGAGUGAAUUUCAAGGAUGGUUUGCACUUUUUGUAUGAUACUUGUAUAGACUUCUGCUGUCCUACAGCAUGCUCCACUGUCAAUACAACUGAAAGAAAGCUAAGAACUUCAGAGGUUUUCCUCAACAUGCUUGGUAAUCUUUCCAAUGUCAAAACCCUCUCCUUAUCAUUGAAGGCAAUCGAGGUUCUGUCUGCCCUUCCUGAUAUACAAUUGCGCACACCCUUAAUUUUUGAGAAUUUGAGAUACAUAAGGUUCUCAGCUGAGAAAAAAUAUAAAGAGAAGACCAUACCUAUCAAGACUGUCGUGAGGUUGCUGGAGAGGGCAUCUACUUGUGUCUUGGUGGUUGAUGGCUCUAAGGAACCAAAACUCUCGCCUGAUUGUGCAACGGUCAAACGUAAGCACAAGGAUGCUACACAUAUUGCCUUACCUGGAAAUGUCAUGCACUUCUUAUUAGCAAGUGCUCCCUCUGCAGAAUUUUUAACCAUUGAAGCACCACAGGUACAAUCUGAUCAAGACUAAGGACGGAGACAUCUAAAGGGGUCAUGAAAUGAGCUUGUUGCUAAUGAAGAAUUCGCAUGUUGUGAAGAGAUUUCACUGGUGUCCCUAUGGUGUACUUAUGCAAUGUGCCGUUGUAACUAUGUUUUAUUUUCUUUGAGAUUAAGUGACAACUCUUUACAGCUGGAUUGAUGAUAUGCAUUCAGGAGUGUACUAAAAGAUUGUGCUACUAGAGAUACUAGACAGACUAGCUCAGUAUUGGAUACUAAAUUGAUGUUGUCUCCAAAGUUUUGUACCUGAGUAUAGUGUACCUGCAGACUGAUCUGUGCUUUUAACAAAAGGCUUUUAUGGUUCA
Messenger RNA from Andrographis paniculata, 1974 nucleotides. RefSeq names its product putative F-box/LRR-repeat protein At4g15060. NCBI's taxonomy places the organism in Eukaryota, Viridiplantae, Streptophyta, Magnoliopsida, Lamiales, Acanthaceae. Gene Ontology annotation, molecular function: protein binding. The transcript is spliced from 4 exons. The record is from RefSeq and is a predicted model, not a curated record. Bases 201 to 1643 code for a protein of 480 amino acids.